Messenger RNA from Saccoglossus kowalevskii, 1614 nucleotides. RefSeq lists its product as uncharacterized. The record is from RefSeq and is a predicted model, not a curated record. Gene Ontology annotation, cellular component: cytoplasm. NCBI's taxonomy places the organism in Eukaryota, Metazoa, Hemichordata, Enteropneusta, Harrimaniidae.
AUGGGUUGUCGCUGGAGAAGUCUUCCGUUUACGUUGCUGUCAUUUUUCGUUAUCUGGAACGUGUUUUACUCAGAAAUUCAGGGUAACCCACUUCGAUUAAAAAAGUACAACAGACCACUCGAACAGAAAGACGAGCGUCUAUGGAGUAUAUUUAAAAGUCGGAAAAAGAGGACGAUCGAGGUGCCAGAUGUCAUCAGCAAAAAAGAUGAUAACUAUCAAUAUUCCCUGAGAGAAUUCGCUGCCAAUAUUCAGGAUUAUCAAUCUAUGCAAUAUAAAGAAUCAAGUAGUCAGUUAAAAAAUGAUGUGCAAUCACUUAGACGUUUUAUAGCACAGCUGACUGAUGAUGAGGAAAAUAAGAAAGGAAAGAAAUUUGGUGUUAGAACCUCCCAAAAUGAGGAAGAAAGUAAAAUAUUAUCAGUUGCAAAAAGAGAAGUUAACAAUGAAGAAGGUUUAACUGAUGAUGCAAACGUUGCUGUGAGUGAUGAGGAAGAAAACAAUGCAGCAAAAACCACUACUGAGAAAGGUGAAAUUGAAAUAAUUGAACAAAAUGGUGAAACAACAACAACAAAAGCAAAAGUCACCACCAAAGCAGAUAUCCCAGCAAUCAAGCCAGCAACUGCAGUAAAACUCGUCACAAAUCCAAAGGUCAUCACAGUCAAACCGACGACACAAGCAAAGAUCACAAAAUUAAACAUCCCACCUGCCAAACCUACUACAGCAGCAAAAAAUUUUGAUGUAACAAAGGGAGCACAGGAUAAAUUAACUGCUGUGCCACACAUUGUCACAGUCAAACCAUCAAAACAAGCAAAGGUCAUCACUAAACCAAAAAUCGCUACGAAACCACCACCACCACCGACAAAACUAGUAACAAAAGAAAAAGUUAUCACUGCAACAAAGACUAAAUUAGAACAAAAAUCACCAACAGGAGCAGUGAAGGUUGUUCCAUCAUCUGAGACUGUGGAGAAACAGAACGAAUCAGAAAUUGUUUCAGUGGAUACAGUAUCGUCUGUUGAUGAGCUCUGCAGUGGUGUCCAGUGUAUGGAGAUAAGUGUACCGCUUGGCAGAAAUAAAGAUGCAGUGUGGGCAUUGGGAAGUCUGACAUUCCUUCUCUUGUUGCUGACUGGUGCUGUAUUGUAUACAGGACUGUGGAAGAAGAGACAUGGUAAACUGAAACGUUGGCAGAAAGCUGACAAGAGAGACUCACUCAGUGUUGCAGCUCUUCUUCGAAAGAAGUCUUCAAGAUCUUUCAACAAUGGUCAUUAUGCUAAUUGUAUGGACAACAAUUUGACCAGAAUUGCUGAGGAGGAUUCAACCGAUGAAGAUGAUGUUAUCUGAUCAACUUUAAUAUAUUUGCAGAUAUGUGAUGUCACAGAUAUGUGAUAUGUCACAGAUAUGUGAUAUGUCACAGAUAUUAGUAAAUUUGGUAAAAUAUAGAUAAGAUAUAAAGGCAGGCCACUCUGGUAACAUGUGAUAAAGGUUGCACAUAAUAAAAAGACAUUUAAAGCAGGGAGUCUUCACCUGCGCAUACGUCAGAUGGUCAUGGCGUGUCAUUGUUUACAAACAAUGGUCCACCCAUGAGCCUUUGCAUUUUUAGCAUGUGUUGUUAUCGUCGCU